GCUUACUGUAGCAGUACCCGGAUAUAGGUGCAGACAGGUUGACAGGUGGUGUACAUGUAUCAACUAUCUUUGACGUGUUUAGUAUAACUGAAGAACGAUGCCUAGACGAUUUGAAGGGAAGAUUGUUUUACUGUCCGCCGCGGCACAAGGAAUAGGACGCGCGACGGCCUUGUCCUUUGCCGAGGAAGGCGCGACUGUUAUAGCCACUGACAUCAAUGGAGAAAAGCUGACCGAACUGUCAGGAACUAAAGGUAUCCAGACACACGUGCUCGACGUCACAGAUUCUGCGGCAGUCGACAGCUUCCUAGAGACACUAGACAGAGUGGACGUGCUUUUUAACUGUGCAGGGUUUGUACAUCAUGGUACCAUCCUGGACGUAGAAGAGAAGGACUGGGAUUUCAGCUUUGACCUGAACGUGAAGAGUAUGUACCGGACCUGUCGACGUGUAAUUCCAAAGAUGCUCAAACAUGGAGGAGGUGUCAUCAUCAAUAUGUCGUCUGUGGCAUCCAGCAUCGUCGGACCCCCUAACCGUUUUGUGUACAGUGCGUCCAAAGCCGCCGUGAUUGGACUGAGUAAAACAAUAGCCAAGGAUUUCAUUCGUGACGGCAUACGUUGUAUCCCCGUCUGUCCUGGGACUGUGGAAACACCCUCCCUUGAAGGCCGGAUACAGGCCCAACCGGACCCGGAACAGGCAAGGAAGGACUUCCUGGCUAGACAGCCCAUGGGAAGAAUGGCCACCGCCCAGGAGGUCGCCAAUCUUGUCAUCUUCUUGGCAUCUAGUGACGCUUCCUAUAUCACGGGCAAGGAGUAUAUCGUUGAUGGAGGCUGGACCUUAUAAAGUGUCGAAGAGCAAAAUAGCAAUUGCAUGCGGUGGCUUAUUGCAACAUGAAAAUGCAGUCAUGAAAAUUGAAUUUUACUAGCAUCGGUAUCAAAUUUUAUUUAUCCAAGAUGUAUGCGUUUUGAUAAUUGGUGAUAAGAAACACCAACAACUUAUUGUUAUAAUAUAUACGGAUACUAUGAUAUGGUACUCCUAUACAGCAUUGUUUAAGAACAGCUUACCACAGAAGCCUGAAAGUUAUAUAAAUGUGUAUAUACUAGGUGUAGAAAAAAAUAACUAUUAUUGAAAAAUAUAUAUUUUAUGAUCGUCGGAAAUCCAUUUAAGGCCAAUGCGUUUCGUACUCAAAACAGCAAAUAUUCCUGUUAAAAUUUAAUUUGGACACUAAUGUAUUCAAAAAUAACGGUCUGUGCUCAACCUUCAUUGUUUUUCAUAUGUGCACAGAGCAUGUGAUGUACAUCUAUAUUUAUAGUAUUAUAUCCUUAGGCUCUUAUGGAUGUGACGUACUAGUCACUGUACCUUUGUAUCUCAAUAUAAGUAAGUAUAGAGAUUGUGUACUUACUGAAAUAAAACUUGUUUCUACGA
Messenger RNA from Mizuhopecten yessoensis (Yesso scallop), 1420 nucleotides. RefSeq names its product 3-hydroxybutyrate dehydrogenase type 2-like. Lineage: Eukaryota; Metazoa; Mollusca; Bivalvia; Pectinida; Pectinidae. Gene Ontology annotation, cellular component: cytoplasm. The record is from RefSeq and is a predicted model, not a curated record. Gene Ontology annotation, molecular function: oxidoreductase activity, acting on the CH-OH group of donors, NAD or NADP as acceptor. The transcript is spliced from 10 exons. The coding region runs from base 98 to 838 and encodes 246 amino acids.